Messenger RNA from Trichosurus vulpecula (common brushtail), 2217 nucleotides. Its product is annotated as disintegrin and metalloproteinase domain-containing protein 10-like. The record is from RefSeq and is a predicted model, not a curated record. Gene Ontology annotation, molecular function: metalloendopeptidase activity. Gene Ontology annotation, cellular component: plasma membrane. The transcript is spliced from 16 exons. Lineage: Eukaryota; Metazoa; Chordata; Mammalia; Diprotodontia; Phalangeridae. The coding region runs from base 16 to 2217 and encodes 733 amino acids. Gene Ontology annotation, biological process: Notch signaling pathway; membrane protein ectodomain proteolysis.
CCAGUGAGCUCAUCCAUGGCUGUGUUCAAAUCUGCCUCUUUCCUCUUGGUAUUACACAUCUCUGCAUCACAAACUGCAAGUUCAGGAGACCUGACAGAAUGCUCCAGACCAUUCAUCCGUUACCAUGAGCAAGUCUCAUACAACAGGGCUGCUUUGGAUCAAGAACUCUGGAGGACCCAGAGAUCCACCAACAGAGGGGAAGAGCCAGUCCAGCUUGAUUUCCAAGCAUAUCAAAGGACUUUCAAACUCAGCCUGAAACGUGAUAACAGCAUCUUCUCCAAAGACUUUGAACUCACUGGGAUGAGGCGCACCAGCUCUUUCAAUGUGUCUUUCCUUUACUCUGGAGAGCUGAGAGAUGAACCAGGCUCUUCCUGCCAUGGUUCCAUCAUUCAUGGUCUCUUUGAAGGCAUCAUCCACACUAAAGAUGGCACCUACUACGUGGAACUGGCAAGAACAUCUUCUGGUAAUGAAACAGGGCCAAGGCUUUCCAUCAUUUACCACCAACGGGAGAUAGAUUAUUCCCUUUUAAACAAUUCAAACUGUCCUUGUUUGGCCUUAAAGAUGCAUCUGUUUUGGCAACCUCAGCUUCCCGAGCUCAAUUUGAAGGAGGAGAAAACAUUAUCAAGACAGAGAAGGAGCCUUGAUUACUCCAGGACAUCAUGUCUCAUGCACUUCAAAGCUGACUUUUUGUUUUACAGGAGAUUUGGGAGCCUGGAAUCUGUGGUUGCUCAGAUUGCCAGCUAUGUAAAAGCUGUGAAUACCAUUUAUGAAAAAGCUGAUUUUGGAGGCAUCAAAUACAUAGACUUCAAAGUGAAAACCUUGCAUGUUGUACAGGAAGAUGACCCCAGCAGCUCCAUGUACUCACCCUUCAUUGGUCCAGAGAAGCUCCUGAUGCUGCAUGCUCAGUCCAACUGGGAUGGUUAUUGCCUGUCUUACCUCUUAACAGACAGAGACUACAGCGGAGUCCUUGGAAUUGCCUUUAACGGCCAAGCUGGGGACCUGGGUGGCAUUUGCUCGAAGCACAGGAAGUUUCAAGGGACACUGAGGUCUUUGAACACAGGGCUGAUCACCAUUCAGAAAUAUGGCCAUUACCUCCCGCCCCGCAUCAUCCACAUCACACUGGCCCACGAGCUGGGCCACAGCUUAGGGGCCCAUCAUGAUGAGAGCCAGCAGUGUGCCCGCUUCAGCAUGGAUACCACCCAUGGGAACUUCCUCAUGUUCGCCCAUGCCACCGACGGCGAGCAGCCCAACAACGACAGGUUCUCUCCCUGCAGUACAGCUUUCAUCGGGAAGACCCUCCGAGCCAAGAAGGAUCAGUGUUUUGUAGAAACUGACCGGCCCAUCUGUGGAAACCACGUGCUGGACGCUGGAGAGGAGUGUGAUGUGGGGGACAACACCACAGACCCCUGCUGCCAUGCUGCCACUGAGACAGAGGGGCUUCGUUGCCGGCUGAAGGCAGGAGUGCAGUGCAGUCCCAGCCAAGGCCCCUGCUGUAGCCCAGAUUGCAAAUAUUUCUCAACGGGGAAGCUGUGCCAAACAGAGACAGAGUGCCUGUUGGGGAGCUCCUGCCUGGGAAACACUGCCUACUGCCCUGCCCCUGUAGCCAAGGCCAACUUUACUCCAUGUCUCAUGGGAGCUCAGAUAUGCGUUGAUGGGAGCUGCAGAGGCUCCCUGUGCCUCAGCCAUGGCUUGGAGCCCUGUGAAUGUGUCAGCCACUCCCCACGGGAGCAGUGCCACCUUUGCUGCCAGAAGCCAGGCCGGCCCAGUACCUGCGCCAGCACCAGAUCCUCCCUGCUGAAGUCCGAGUUCAAUGGCACCCGGAUCCCACUCAUCCCAGGCACACCGUGCAAGGGCCGCCGGGGCUACUGUGACAAGUUUCACAUCUGCCGCCUGGUGGACGAUGACGGGCCGAUGGCCAGAGUGAAGAAUGCCAUCGUGGGCUACAUUGAGCUGGAGGACAUGUCUGCCUGGAUGAAGACUCGCUGGUGGGCCGUUUUGCUGGCCAUCCUGACCGUAGCAGCAAUGAUGUCCUUCACUGUGUUCUUCUUUGGAAGGACUGUAGACAGUGAGAGAGGAACAGAAAUGACCACCAGGGCCAUGGAGUCAGACAAACCACAGCCCCACCUGACUGUGACCCAUUGGGAAUGGACCGAGUUUUACACUGAGACCACUUGUGUGGAGGAGACAAGGAUCCAGCAGGUCACAGUGGGCCAGUGA